Molecule: messenger RNA, 4136 nt
Organism: Misgurnus anguillicaudatus (oriental weatherfish)
Lineage: Eukaryota; Metazoa; Chordata; Actinopteri; Cypriniformes; Cobitidae
Gene: adamts1
Product: ADAM metallopeptidase with thrombospondin type 1 motif, 1
Biological process (GO): proteolysis; extracellular matrix organization
Cellular component (GO): extracellular matrix
Molecular function (GO): zinc ion binding; metalloendopeptidase activity
Source: RefSeq, a predicted model, not a curated record
GUUUCUAAGAGUUCAAACUAGAAGAGACAGUGAGGAAAACUUGUUUUCAAGACUUGUCUUUUCCUUUGGAAGGUGAUAUAUUCGACUUUAACUCUGCUGCUAAAGAUUCACUCAGUCCACGGCACAAUAACUUUUUUAUUUAUGUAGGCAUCAGCACUGGAUUGAUAUCUAUUCCAGUUUUCUCGUUUGUUUCUGUGAUAUUUCGUUUACCAGCUUCAGGCUCUUGGAACUUUGAAAAACAGGAUUUUUCAUUCGGUCCUUUAAUAUUUUCUCGUUUUUUUUCAGGACCAGACGGGAAUAUAAUGUCUUUUUUGCGCGUUAUACUGGGUUUCAUUGCAGCUCUGUGCGUUAACGCGGCGCAGAGCGCGUGGGAGGAAAGCACAGUGGUGCCGGUCCGGAUCGACCCUUACGAAAUCGAACCGACCCAUACAGAAGAGGCACGGCAAAAGGACUCGGAGAAGCGCUUCUAUCAGCUGGACGUCUUUGGAGAUCGUAUGGUGCUUGUGUUGGAACCGGACCAAACCUUUUUAGCACCUGGGUUUGUGUUUCAAAUGGUUGGUAAACCGGAGUCCGAGGAGUCUGACAGCGCGGGAGAGGCGCGAUGCUUUUUCUCAGGAACCGUGGAGGGUGACAAACCUUCUGCCGCUGCGAUUAACGUGUGCGAUGGACUGCGCGGCGGCUUUUAUGUCGGUACUGAAGAGUACUUCAUUCAGCCCAAAAACACCAGCGGAAAGGUGCAGUCCACAGACGGAGACGUCCAUGUCAUUCGCCGAAGAAAACGGGGAAUAUUGGCAGAGGAGAACAGUUCAAAGUGUGGCGUGAACGAGGAAGAGGAGCGCGUCCCCGAGAAACCAGAUGCGAUCAAAUCAAAAGCAGAGCCCAUUCCAGCUGGUUCUAAAGAGCACCACAGAGCCCGUCGUUUUGUGUCCACUCCUCGCUAUUUGGAGAUCAUGAUUGUGGCGGACCAGUCAAUGGCAGAGUUUCAUGGUGCUGGACUCAAACCUUAUUUGCUAACCAUCAUGGCGGUGGCAUCUCGACUGUAUCGUCAUCCUACAAUUCAUAAUUCCAUCACUUUGGCUGUCGUGAAGCUACUGGUUGUGUACGAAGAAGAGCACGGCCCACAGGUGUCUUCCAAUGCCGCGCUUACGCUCAGGAACUUUUGCCAGUGGCAAAAACAGCACAAUCCUUCAAGUGACCGCCAUCCAGAGCAUUAUGACACAGCAGUGCUGUUUACCAGACAGGACAUCUGUGGCGCUCACUCUUGUGACACUUUGGGUAUGGCCGAUGUAGGCACUGCCUGCGAUCCUGAUCGAAGCUGCUCCAUUAUUGAAGAUGACGGCCUGCAGGCAGCCUUCACAGUAGCGCAUGAGCUUGGUCAUGUGUUUAACAUGCCCCACGAUGAUGCCAAACAAUGUGCUAGUGUUAAUGGUGACCACUGGAGUUCCCACAUGAUGGCCUCUACCUUGUCAAAUCUGAACCAGCUUCAGCCCUGGUCUCCUUGCAGUGCUCUGAUGAUCACGUCUUUCCUGGACAAUGGCCACGGUCAGUGUUUACUGGACAAGCCCCAGAGACCGCAGCAGUUACCCCAAUCUCUGCCAGGUACCGUUUACAAUGCUGACAGACAGUGCCGUCUCACGUUUGGAGAGGAGUCACACCAUUGUCUUGACUCGAGCACCACCUGCGCUGUUCUUUGGUGCACCGUCACAACUACAAACGGUUUGGUGGUCUGCCAGACCAAGAACUUUCCGUGGGCCGACGGAACGCCUUGUGGGUCUGACAGCUACUGUAUGGCAGGCCAAUGUCUGAGCAAGAGCGAGGCAGCCAAGUUUCAGACUCCAGUCAAUGGCGGAUGGGGAUCUUGGGGUCCUUGGGGAGACUGCUCACGUAGCUGUGGGGGAGGUGUGCAGUACUCUUUCAGGGACUGUGACAAUCCCCUACCCAAAAACGGAGGCAAAUUCUGUGAGGGAAAAAGAAUUCAGUACCGCUCCUGCAAUACUGAGGCCUGCCCUGACAGCAAUGGUUUGACAUUCCGUGAGGAACAGUGUUUGGCCCACAAUGACAUCUCCUCUCAAGUGUCAUUUGGCUCCGGGGAAGGUGUCGAGUGGGUGCCGAAGUAUGCGGGAGUGUCUCCCAAGGACCGCUGCAAGUUGGUGUGCCGAGCAAAGGGAACAGGCUAUUUCUUUGUUCUAAAACCAAAGGUGGCUGAUGGAACACCCUGUACCCCAGACUCCACCUCGGUUUGCGUCCAGGGCCAGUGUGUGAAAGCUGGUUGUGACCACAUCAUUGGUUCCAACAAACGUUUCGACAAGUGUGGUGUCUGUGGAGGAGAUGGUUCUACUUGCAAGAAAGUGUCUGGAUCAAUGGAACGUGCAAGGGCGGGCUAUCAGGAUGUGGUGACAAUUCCUGCUGGAGCCACACACCUAGAUGUCAAGCAGAAAUCUCUGGGAGGCCGUCGGCAGGAUAACAGCUACUUGGCAGUUCGUAGACGAGAUGGUACAUAUCUGCUGAAUGGCGACUACAAGCUCACCACUUUAGAGACCGACAUUCCUUUGAGAGGUGCACUGCUACGUUACAGUGGGUCCUCCGCCAACCUAGAGCGCCUGCGAAGCUUUGCCCCUUUACCUGAGUCCCUUACCAUUCAAGUGCUAUCGGUUGGUGACUCCCCCCGACCUCGAGUGAAAUACAGCUACUUUGCCCCCCGUCCAGUCUCAAACCCCAACCGACUGUCUAUUAACGCCAUCAGCGAAGCAGGAGGUGCCGAAUGGACCCUGCGUGAGUGGGGACCCUGCUCGAAGACCUGCGGAGGUGGGGUCCAGAAGCGUGUCGUCAUCUGUCUCAACGCUUAUGGUCGUCAGUCGAAAGAAUGUCCGGAAGAACUGCGCCCUGCGUCGUCACAAUCCUGCGGGGUGCAGGCUUGUCAAUCUUGGCUGCUGGGCGAGUGGUCUGCUUGUUCAAAAACAUGUGGCAGAGGCUUCCGCAAGCGUCUACUGCGCUGCGUAGGACACGAUGGUCACAUGUUGCCUCAUGAAAGCUGCAGUUCAAUAGACCGGCCACGACCUCUCCUGGACUUGUGCAACCAGACGCCCUGUUGAAACUAACAACCGAGACUUGAAACGACUUUAAUGGCUGUAAUCCUGCGAGUUGCAUCUGGUGCCUUUGGGAUUCGAAUGACCCUUAUGACAGAGACUGCAAUCAAACUUCAUUUAGUGUUUUUAUUCCAGGCCAUCCAACACUGGGUAAAGGACACAAAGCUGGCACAGUGUGUUCCUGUUAUGACAGCUGUGAUGGAGGAUAAGAAUACGGACACUUCUGCUGCUUUGGAUGCUAAUGUCAUGCAUUUUAGAUUUUGAGUGUGUAUGAUGAAUGAUUCAGGAAUGUAUGCUAUAGCGCUUGUCCGAGCUGGACUGGACAAGCAGGUUUAAUGUGUUGCAAGCAAAUAUAUAGGAUGGAACGAGAGCUUAUUACAGAUGAAACUAUUAUAUUACUACCAGGGUCUAGAUCAGUACUUGGAAUUCGUUAGUUAGGGCAUUAAAAGCGCCCUCUAGUGGAUCUCUUUGAAUUAUUUAAAACUCUGGCUCAGAGCACAUAUUUAACACACACGUGUUUUCAUGCCAAAAUUCUUGCCAUAUUUCACCUCAGCUAGGCACACGUGCUGCUAAUCGAACACAACAACAGGUAUUAUGCAUUUUCAUGUAAGACUCACAAUGCACAUUAGCUUUAAGUUUCGCUUCAUAGGUAUAUGCAAAGCCAUAUCAAGAGCUAUCAUAGUUUAAGGAGGAGGGAGAGCAUGGGUUAUAUAUCUGAAAGAGAGGGUGUGUUUGUGUUUUGUGUGAUUGUGUAGAGAUAUGGUGAGGGACUUUUCUCCUACUUCUACUUCAUAAGUAAUCCUCUCCUGCCUUCUGAGAAGGUGUCUUUUUAAUGCGGUAUUUUUUUGUACAGAAUAUCCAAACGUUAUUUAUUUUUGUACAGCUCAUUUAAUAUAAUCUUGUUGCUUUUAUAUAAGAAUUGUAUUUCUAUUUGUUGUUAUUAUUGAAAUAACUGAAGGAUGUAGAUUAUAUUAGAGUAUUUAUACAGUAUCUAUGAUCUUAGGUUUAUGAAUAAAGUAUCACAUUGAUUUGUGAUCCAAAUUUGCUGUC